This is a messenger RNA of Helianthus annuus (common sunflower), 2681 nucleotides long. Its product is annotated as apoptotic chromatin condensation inducer in the nucleus. NCBI's taxonomy places the organism in Eukaryota, Viridiplantae, Streptophyta, Magnoliopsida, Asterales, Asteraceae. The transcript has 5 exons. The record is from RefSeq and is a predicted model, not a curated record. The coding region runs from base 411 to 2357 and encodes 648 amino acids. Gene Ontology annotation, molecular function: nucleic acid binding.
CAUUUUCCGUUAAAAAAAAAAACCCUAAUUCCACAAAUCACCACUUCCGUCUUACCCUAUUCCUCACCGUUCUAUCGGCAGAACGAAGAAAAAAAACACCAUUAAACUUCUUGCUUCUUAUCAUCAACAUUUUUUCAUACACAAAAGCAUAAAUCUUUUUUUCUUUUCUUUCAAAAAACUUUCAUCCUUUAUUUUCUGUUUUUUAAAACAAAUUGUUUCGUGCCCUAACCCUAAUUUCUCCCCCUUUUAUGUUGCUAAUUUGUUAACGGUUUUCUUAAAUAUUCCUGAUCUUUCUUUUUGUGUGUUAGGGUUUCACCUUUUGCACCUACCGAUUAAGUUUCAAGCCUACUAAAUCCUUGUUAUCUUCCAACCAUUUGGAUUAUUAAUUAACAUUGAUUCAGGUUUGCAAGAUGGGAGAAAAAUCAGAUAGUAAAAAAGCGUCUUCACCAUAUGUUGUCCUUGAAAACCGACCCCUUGAUCAAUGGAAAGUUACCGAGUUAAAAGAGGAACUCAAGAAACGGAAAUUAAUGACAAAGGGACUAAAAGAAGAACUUGUUAAAAGGUUGGAUGAAGCUGUACGGGCUGAAAUGGACGAAGCUAAAGAAAAUCUCGAAAACGCCUUUAACAGCGAGGCUCCACCUGUGGUUCAAUCUGAUGAUGAAGAGAACGCAACAGACGCUAUGGAUCACACCUCGGGCAAAGAUGAGACAUCAGAGAAAGAUACAACUGUAGACGAAUCGGACAACAAAACCGAUGAAAAGACAGAUGUCGAAACGGGAUUGGAUAAGGUUCAUACAGAUGAUGGUCUGCAAUCGUUAGCUGAAAAAACCGUUAUCGAAGGUGAAGGUGUUUCUAGUAAAGUGGAAGUUACUCAGGUGGUCGAAAAGAUUACGGUAGAAACCACUGUUAUGGUAACCGAAGAGUCUAGUGAGCCGAAACCAGAAAGAGCCGAGCCUGAUUCAUCAGAUCUUGUUAGUGUCGAACAGGUAGAUGAGGUCAGCAAAAUAAAAUCUGAUUCUAUUUCUAUUGAUACUGUCUCAAUUACUGAAAAGAAUGAACUAAAGGAUAACGUAAUUGCUGAUGAUGUUAAAUUAGAGAUAGAUGAUAGCAAAUCAGAAUCAGUUGAGGUUGCUGAAGAGAAAGAUAACGUAAUUACUACCGAUGUCAAAUUAGGGCUAGAUGCUAAGUUUGAGAAUGAUUCACUUAAGGAAAACGUUACUGCCGAAAAGAAAUAUGUCGACAGUUCUGAUGAUGUUGAUAUUAUUAAGAAAAAUGAUAGUGGAGAUGUGGGUUCUCCAGAAAAGUUGAAUUUGGAUAGAAGUUCCGGUGAUGAUUCGAUGGAAGAAGAUGGUUUAGAUAGCAAGCAAAUUGAUUCGAAGUUCAGUUCUGACGAAGUGGGAAAUAAAAAUGAGAAAGUUGAAGUGAAGGAAGAUAAUUCUGUUGAUGUUAUGGUUGAAGAUGCGACCACUGACAAGGAUUUUGUGGCUAAUGAAGAUAAAACUCGUUCUAGUGUGACGUCUGCUAAAAGAAAGCCUCAUGACCAAGAAAAGGCAGUAGACAACAACGAAGUAGUAAAAAGGCAGCGUAGGUGGAAUUCCGAAAACCUUACCGUACCCAAACAACAAACUAAUCACUCUGCUUCUACUACACCAAAAGAUACAUUUCAGAACCCAGUCAAACACACCUUUUCGAGAUCCGAGUCAACAAAAAGUCCAGAUUUGCCUAAGGAACGAGUUGUCCCCCCUUCAUCAAAGACUCCGACUACUUCUCUCAGAAUCGAUAAUUUUCUGCGUCCGUUCACUUUAAAGGCUGUACAAGAAUUUCUCGGUAAAACCGGUACCAUUGUUAGUUUCUGGAUGGAUCAGAUCAAAACUCACUGUUACAUUACAUAUGCAUCGGUGGAAGAAGCUACAGAGACACGAAACGCUGUAUGCAACCUACAAUGGCCGGUGAACGGUGGACGUCUUCUGAUGGCCGAUUUUGUGGACCCACAAGAAGUUAAGAAUCGGGUUGACCCACCUCCACCAUCUCCAGCAACUCCAGCCACCACCACUCUACCUCCACUUGCCGCCACAAUACCUCCACCUACCGCCACCUUGCAACCACCACAGCCCUCUCCCAGACUGAAACAACAGCUUCCUCCUCCACCUUUCCUCCCACCUCCACCGCCACUGUCGAACCCACCGCCAGCCAGAAACCGUGCACCACCACCACCGGAGAAAGUCGAUCCACCGAUUGUUACAUUGGAUGAUCUUUUUAAGAAAACGAGAGCCACUCCUCGUAUCUACUACUUACCGCUUUCUGAUGAACAAGUGGCGGCAAAGUUGAAUGCUCAGGGGAAACCUGCGAAUCGUUAGGGCGUAGGUCAAUGUAAGAUAAUGGUAGUAGUAUGAUAUAAUCACUUGUUUGCAGGUCUGCAGGUGAUGCAUUUAGGAAUGGUUUGAGCAAAGGCGAGCCCAGGAAGAGCUUGAUGGUUUGUAGACGAACAUAAGUUUUUUUCUAAAAGCCAAAACUGAGUUUGGAUCUGGACCUACUCUCUAUAUUGGGAUUUUUCUUUUGAGCGGAUUAACUUGACAUUAUCGUUUAUGUUUUCUUAUGUGGACAUUUUGAUUGCGGUAGUUUGUUUUUUCGUAUAAUGGAUCUUGACCGGUAGGUCUUUUGGACUGAUUUAUGCUUGUUUA